Messenger RNA from Adineta steineri, 1791 nucleotides. NCBI's taxonomy places the organism in Eukaryota, Metazoa, Rotifera, Eurotatoria, Adinetida, Adinetidae. The record is from the annotation of a GenBank genome assembly.
AUGGCAAGACCAAUUAUACCUAAAAUAAUCACUGAUGAACAAGCAGAUGAUACAUUACCACUAACAUGUAUGAUUGAAACUUCACAACUUGUUGAUGGACAUGGGGAAUAUUCUAUUCGAGUUAUACGUGCUUUACAUGAUCCAACAAGUUCAUGGCUUGUAAUUCGACGUUUUAGAGAAUUUGACGAUCUCAAUAAUAUUUUAAAAGAAUUUGGUUUUGAUCUGGACUUACCUAAAAAGAAACUUCUUGGAAGAACUGAUCGAACAUUUAUGGCUGAAAGACAAAAAGGUCUUCAACUAUUUCUCGAUACACUUGUUCAACAAUUUGAAUUAUGUAAUUCAUUAGUUGUACAACGUUUUCUUGAUCCAGAAAAUCAUACAUUAAACUAUUCAGAAUUAGCCUUACAAGCCGUAUCGAUGUUUAUUCGUUCAACUAAUAAUAUGUAUCAAAUUGUUGAACAACUUCAUGAUUUUGGAUGGCGUUAUAAUAAAAGUUAUUUCCUAGCAACAAAAACUGGAUCACCAAAAGAUGAUCGUUAUCUUUUAUCAUGGUGUCAUUAUGGAUUAGAUAAAGCAUUUGGAGAAAAAGAGAUUACCAAUUGUUUAAAAUUAUUAAAAUCAAUUUCUCAUCCACUUCUUGUUCCAAUUGAUGAUAUUUAUGCUAAUGAAAAUGGUACACUUAGUGUAUAUCGAUUCUAUAAUAAAGGUUCAUUAAAAGAUUAUAUACAUCAGACAAAACCAAUAAAUGGUGCAUAUUGGAAACGAUACGGUCGAAAAACAGCGACUCGAGGUUGUGAUGUGAACCAAAUUAAACAAUUUGGUCGUUUAAUCUUAGAAGGAUUGCAUUUUUUAUAUGACAAUGGUCUUGCUUAUGGACAUUUACAUUCAGGGAAUAUUAUCUUUGAUCUCGAACAAGCUUUACCAAUUAAAUUACUUGAUAUUGCUAAUGCAAUUACUGGUAUAUCAUCGAAAUAUCGUUGUUAUACAUGCAAUCUAAAACAAAUUCAUACACUUGAACAAUGUGAUGUUUAUGCUUUCGGUCGAAUUUUAUAUGAAUUAUCAACGGGAAAUGAAUGUCCAACAAGUGUUACUAUACAAUUUCCUAAUUCAGUACCAAUACCAGUUCAACAUGUUCUUUUGACAAUUUUUGCACCAACAGGAGAUUUACCAACAAUUCAACAACUUUUAGAUGAUUCUUUCUUUCAAGUACCAACUUUGAAUAAUAAUGAACGAUUCCAGAUCAAAUUAAGUCCAAAAGCAAAAGACGCAUUUGAACAAAUUAAGCGAGCGGCACAAAAUAGAUUACAAGGCGAACAAACUGCAAUCAAAAAUGCGCAACGUCGUACAAAACUUACAAAUCAUCUUAUGUCUGAUGAAGAAAGACUUCGACGACGUAAAGAAAAACAAUUAAAAGCACUUGGACAAACUUUCGAUGCAAAUACAAAUCCACAAGGCUCAUCAAAACUUUUACAACGUUCAGUUAGUGUCGAUCCAUUACAAUUAUCUACUGAUAGAUCAGCAUCAAGAAGAAUUUUAACACCAAAUAUAAGUGUUGAUAUACCUGAAGUUUCACAAACACCACCAGCACCACGUCCACCUCCAAUGGCAGUAGGAGGACCUCCUCCGCCACCACCACCACCACCACCGCCACUAACUAUGGCAGCACCUCCUCCUCCUCCAGCUGCUGCUAGCGGUGAUCGUUCACAAUUAUUAGGUGACAUUGGUAGUUUUAGUACUGCUAAACUAAAGAAAGCCAAAACUAAUGAUCGUAGUGCACCGAAAUUCAAAUAA